Molecule: messenger RNA, 1308 nt
Organism: Phyllotreta striolata
Lineage: Eukaryota; Metazoa; Arthropoda; Insecta; Coleoptera; Chrysomelidae
Source: the annotation of a GenBank genome assembly
GCAGUCUGAUUGUAGUUAGAUGUAGCCUAGACUUAUCCCAGUGACACCCUGUAUUAAGGGACAGAAUAAUUUGACAAAUCCGUCACUUUCCGAUGCGAUUUCGCUCGAAAUCCGGAUGGUAAAAUAGAGAUUUUUUUGUGUAGAAAAUGACCGACAAAUCCAAGUUCAAAAAUAACGCCCCGUUCGGGUUCCGGGCGGAGCGCAUGACGGGCUGCGGGCUGCAUCCGGCGCUCUUCACGACCGGCGACAGGGGGAAGCACAUCUCCCAGCUGGGCCCGGCGACCUACAGCCCCAAAAAGCAGGAUUGCAAGCACAAAAACGGAAUAGAUUGGAACAUCAAGCUGAAAGCCGAGCUCUACUCGAUAUGGCUGGGAUGGAAAAACAUGACGGUGCUGGAGCAGAGGCGGUUCAUGAACAGCUUGGUGGGCCCCGGGACGCACGAAAUCAAUCCCGCUUUGUUCAAACAGCAGCUGGACAGCAUCUUCGAGAACACGAGUUUCACCAGCGGCAAACGAUACAGCUACAUCGUCGAUCACGGGACUCCUUCGCCAAACGCUUAUUUCUACGAUUUGAGUAAACGAUGCACGUUGAAGAAGGGCCUGUCUAACGUACCGACCAUGGAAUGGGACGGGUUCAUAGAUAGAUUCCUGCCCGGCGUCACGGCCAGGCACAGCCUAUCGCCCACUUUAUACAAAUUCCAAGAGCACGACAAGAAAAAUACGGCGGAUAUAACCAAAAAACUAGUAUCCGUACGAGGGCCGUACGAUUUGUUCACCGGGAAAAGGGACGAAACCACCAUGAAGGGUUUCUACCAUCCGAAAAUCUUCAAAAUGCCGGACACGCUGUUUUCGGCCGUUUCCAAAAUCGACAUGCUCCUCUACAGCAAAAACUACGCCAACACGGGAAAGUUCCUAAAAGAAGAGCGAUUUCCCAAAAAGCCAACAGUUCGCCACAUGCUCGAACGCUGGAGGGAUCCCGCCCUUCCCGGACCGGCCCAUUACGAUUUAAAAGACUACAAAAGGAUAGUUUCCGAGCCGCCCGAUCGGUACCCUUUCUUGUCCUGCAAAAUUACGGUCAGGCCUAGUCCAAUAGCCAAACCGACUCCAGGCCCCGGCAGGUACAACAUCAAAAUCGCCAGGUACAUGAAGCAGAAGAGGAACACGUACGUGUUUGUGACGAAGUACCCUAGGGUGUAUUAUAGGGAUUUUAAUUAUAGAUCGUUUUGAUAAUGUACUUAGUCGCAAAUUAAAUUAUUGCAAUUGGGUGAUGAGGUCUUAAAUUUACCUGUUUGUCCUGUUGCGUUGGUUC